Messenger RNA from Fusarium musae, 969 nucleotides. RefSeq lists its product as uncharacterized. NCBI's taxonomy places the organism in Eukaryota, Fungi, Ascomycota, Sordariomycetes, Hypocreales, Nectriaceae. The record is from RefSeq and is a predicted model, not a curated record. The coding region runs from base 1 to 969 and encodes 322 amino acids. Gene Ontology annotation, molecular function: protein binding. The transcript has 3 exons.
AUGUACACACUCAACUGCGCCGACGGCCUCUCCCUCGGCAGAGAUGUAUACGCCCUCGACAUAUACAGGACAUCCGUUGGUCUCGCAUCUAUCUCAUCAGACCAGUUUCUCUCUGUUCUCGACCCGACUCGUCUCUCUGCAGGUCCUCAGCGUCGUCUGCCCACUCAGCACGGCAACUUGACCACAUUGCAAGUGUUUGAUAGCAAUGCUUCGAUUGUGUGUACUGCUGGUGAGAACGGAACUGUUGGUGUGUGGGAUUUGAGACAGGGUGCGAAUGUUGAACAGAACUCCAAAACCACACAGCAUCCAUCCAUCUCUGGUAAGCACCCUCCCCUCUACGCCAAGUUCCUCUCUAACAACCCCAGGGACGUCCGCUCAACACCAUCAUCCAAAGCACACUACCAAGAAGUCCACAGUGACGACGUAACAGACCUAUCCUUCAACCCCUCCAACCCAGCUCUUCUCCUCUCCGGCUCAACAGACGGUCUCGUCAACGUGUACGACACCCGGGUUGCAGAUGAGGACGAUCUCACAGUACAGACCUGCAACGUCGACGCUUCUAUUCACCGCGCCGCAUGGCUUUCAGCGACAGAAGUAGCUGCUCUCUCCCACGAUGAGCGCUGUGCUCUCUACGAUGUUAGCGAGGAGCGCGCAAACGGCGAUGCCGUACAGGACUUUGGCGAUAUGAGAUCUGUUCUGGGAUGUCAGUACGUCGCUGAUAUUACGCCCAAAAUGGACGGCAGCGGGGCUAUUCUCGGUGCUGGAGCUCAAGAUAAACAAGGAUUUGAGCUUGUCUUCCUUGCUAAGAACCCCAAUGGCGAGGGAUGGGCGCUGGAUCGGGAGAACAGUGUUGGCUUGCCUGGUGCUCAUGGGGAGGAGAUUGUGAGGUCUUUCUGUUUCUUUGACGAGGCCCAUGUGGUGUAUACUGCUGGUGAAGAUGGAAAUGUGAAGGCUUGGAGGCCCAACUAA